CAGUUGAUUUCGACUUUUCGGCGUGUUCGCUUUUCAACGGACGCUUAAAUUCGCUUUUGGGGGCUUGUUCGCGGGGCUCCACUGGCGCUGAGUGGAUGAUUUUAUGCUGUAUGCGCAGCGCACUUGAUGGCAAUUGUUGUCAUUGUUUUAGUUGCUGUGUAGUUUGGAAUCGGAUGUUCGCUGUCUCCUUCGCACAGCGGUAAAAUGUGUGCGUGUAUGUUCCGUAGUGUUCCGUUUGCGUCGUUCAUUGAUUUCCUAAUUAAGUUUAUAAUUAAAAUUAAUUGAAAAAUUACUCACAUAUGUGCGCUGGCAUGUACAGACAUGUAAAUUGGCUGACCGCGUGUGAAAGCCUAUUAAAUAAGUUUUGUUAUGUACUUACAAGUUCCCCAUGUGAAAACAUACAUACAAUAUAAUAAAUUGCUUUGAAUUUGAAAACGAAAUUGUGCCAAAAACAUCAGCAGCGAAAGGGGUAAUUAGAAUAACAAUAAUGCAGAGACAGCUUUUUUAAAUUGAUGACUUCCUUGCGGUCACUGCUGUAUUUAUAAUUAACGUCUGCUGCGGCAAUUAUAUUUAUUCAAACAAACGACUAUAAAAAUUCCUUGAAUAAAAAAAUUCCACUGGAGGUUCUAAACUCUCCUGCUUGCCAGAGUUGCCAACCACUAGCAGCUGUGGCCUUGGAAAGAUCGCUACCUGUUCUUGUGUUUUACGAUCCCAAUGUCGUAAAUGUGAAACUGUAAAAACGGCAAUAAAACUUUAUGCACAUUCCAGGUGGUCCUGCCGAACGCCCAACGAUGUGGCAACCCUAGACAAAUGAACUGUUUUACCUGCCCAAAACGCGCAACAAAAAAUAUAAAUACAAGAACAGGAGAGAGUGGGCAACACAACGGAUAAUUUAGUGGAAUUUUCAAAAAUAGCAAAGCCAGCAACAACGGCGGCAGCCAUAAUCCCCCAGCGAGAGCACAAUAAUCAAAGAUUAAAUCAGGUUUAUAUGGAAAGGGUUAGCAUGGCGCAGGAAGAAAUACACGUUUCCUAGCGCAGCAACAACUGCAACAACAACUACACACCUACAACUGAUUACACUCGCACCCGAAGAGGAAAACGAGAGAGCGCGAGAGAGCACUGUGUUUAUGCGAUGAAUUUCGUGAUUUUCUUAAAAACGUUGAGUUUAAUAAGCGACUCGGUGACGAUUAUGAUUAUAAUAUAAACGAUAUUAAUUUUUUAAUAAACGAUCUUAUAUAAAUUUAUAAAUGACCUAUAUAAUUCAUCAAUAUAAUAUAUAAUAAUAUAAUUCAUAAAUGACAUUUAUGCAUUAAUUAUGAAUUGAGUGAACAUGAUUUCCCAUAAACGCAGUGUUCCUAAAAUUAAGCCCACAGGUCUUCGUGGAUUGAGUGCAUGAAAAGGACCUCCCAUAAACACAGUAACGGAGAGAGAGGAAAAAGAAAACGUCGGCGCCGGCAGAGGCAGCGGGAGAGUAGAGCAUAAACGCAACGCUUUCAUGUUUUUCGCUCAUUUUGCUUUCGUGUGUGUUGCGGCAAUGUCGUGUUUUCUUGCGGCGGUGAAAACACUCUGCAACAACAGUAACAACACCAACAACGAUAAGAUUUUCCGUUUUUCCGUAUGGAAGCAGAGAAGCACUAGCGGCAUUUGUUUUGAAAGUAAAGCAAAGACGAGCGAGAAAAACGAAAUAUAAAAUAGAGGAAGACGGAAAAGUAACGCCGCUGUCGACCGCGCCUCGCCGUAUGUGUGUGUGUCUGUUUCUGUGUCUGUGAGCCUACAGCCUGUCUGUGUGUAAGUGGGCGCGAACGUAAGGCCGAAAAGGAAGUGAAAAUAGUGCAAAAAGGCCAAGUAAUAAUAAUAAUAAUAAAAUAGGCAAAAAGACAGGCCCCAAAGAGACCAGACCAGUUUCAAAAAGCGCCUAUAUCCAGGCUCUUCUGUGAAUGUGUAUGUGAAAGCGGCAACAACAACAACAACAACUAGAAGCGACCACAUACGGUGGAAAAGGCCUUUUUCAAGGAGCGAAAGGCAGUGCGCGAGCGAGCAAUAAGAAUAAUAAAUUACACUUUGCUAUAAUAAGAAAAAUUUAUACAUACAUACAUACACACGCGGGAGAGGCCCACACACACAUGUGUUUUCCCUCGCUGUGAGUGUGGAAAAUUGUAAUAAAAUAUGAACCGCAGCAGAAGCAGCGGAAAAACGAGAAAAACGAGAGAAAAUUUCGAAAUAUCGCAUGUGCCAUUUUAAGCUUUAAAUAAACUAUAACGUACAGUAUUACCCUAAAAAAAAAACAAUUCAACAAAAUGUCCUGCAUAUCGAGCAACUUUAGCUCCUUCUUCCUCAACUCGCUCAACGAUCCUUCAGAGUUUUCCAAAUACUUGAGCAAUGGCGAGCUCAAAUGCACUAAUUUCGAGGAAUUUCAAGUGUUCGGCUGCGGCGCAGGCGCGCCGACGCAGCAGCAGCAAUUGCAGCAGCAGCAAUUGCAGCAGCAGCAACAACAUCAGCAGCAGUAUUCCCACACACAUUUACCCAAUGGCAGCGCAGCAGCAGCAGCGGAUUUUCCCAAUUACGAUGCAACGGCGUCGUCGCAGCGGGAAAACUCCUCCGCUGUCAACUCAGGUAGCUCUGUUAAUCCCGCACACUAUGCCACUGCCGCUGCCUCUGCCUCUGCCUCGGUCAGCGUCGAAGCCAGCGUAGCAGCAGCAACAGCACCGGCCUUAAAUCCCGGCGCAGGAGCAGCAGGAUCAACGCCCCUAACCGCCACCCCCCCGAGCAAUCGUUGGCCCACAGCGGUGGCCACGCCCAAUGGCCAUCAAUCCACCGCCUCGUCAGCGGGUUUGGUGCCCCAGCAUUUCGAUGGGUCCUUUGAGUUUAUCAAGUAUCUCCGCCACUCGACGGAUUUCACACCCAGCACACCUAGCAGCGCCACUAGCGAAACUAGCUCCUGUCCUGAAAAGCCCGGCAGUGGAAAACCACAGGGAAUCCCAGCAGGCACCACACCUCCACCGCCUGCCCAAUCCCCAGUGGCCAGUGGUCUGAUUGAUUUGGACACCAGCACCUCGCAGAAAUCGCGCUCUGCCUCCCGCAAAGUGGCCGCUUUAUUGUCUUCCGUUUCGCGGGCUUCCAAUAGUCUGGUGGACACCAGCUCCUCCGCUCUAGAUGUCUUUGAUCACGACUCGAAGCAGACGAUAUUUGAUCUGCAACAAAUGGCCUCCAAUGGAUCCUCAAAUUCAAAUGAAUCCUCGCUGGAGAUGCUGGCGUUUCCCAACUCGCACCUCAAUGCCUCCAAUUCGAACACCUCAUCCGAAGGAGCAGCCUGCGGCAGUGCGGGGGAGUUUGGUGGACUGUUAACCGGAGCCAGCUGCUCCUCCUCGACGGCUUCCUCAUCCUCGCAUGCCCCAAAGCUCCUCGGAAGCUUUGUGAUCAAGGAGAAUUUCGAGGUGCAUCCGUCGCAUAAAGUGGAGGAGGGUAUAUUCCAGCACAUGAACAAGCUGCCCUCGAAGAAAAAGGAUACGCUGAAGCAACUGGGAGUCCGGUUCACUGGCCAGAUGACGCUAACGGACAAAUCGAUUGUGGUGGAGAACUUCAUCAAGUUCUGCGAGGAAUACGAUAUCAAGGACCACAGACCGUGGCUGUCGCUUAACCAAUGUGGUCUAAAUAAACCCGAGCAGAUCAAAUUCGCUCGAUAUUUGGGCCAGGGACUGCCGACGUUCACGCUCUUCUGCAUUUAUAGCAAUUUUAAGAAUCUGUUCUGCACCAAACGCACGGAAAUCUACACGAAGGACGGCUACAAUCUGCCUUACAUACUCGACAAAACCAAGCGCUUCCUGGCCAACACAACAGCUGACCUCAAAAACAUGGCGGCGGCCAAUGAUGGCUCCCUGGAGUUCGCCAGCAGCAGCAGCGGCGGUAGCGGCGGCAGCAGCAGCAGCAGCAACACUAGCAACAGCAACGCCAAUAUCGGCAGCAACAGCAACAGUAGCAGCAACAGUGGCAGCAGCAACGCGGUGGCAGGAUCAAUGGUCAAUCCAAAUCCGGUGGCCAUGCCAGCGGGUUAUGUGUCGGCUACGACGGCGCAGCAGCAACACCAGAUGGCCAUGGAUCCGCGCUAUGGAUGUGGAGCUCCGUCGGCACUUCUGCCGCCACCGCCGAUUCCGGCCUUGGGUCCGCCACCCAGAUCCCUGGAGCAACUCAUCAUCUACGAGAACUUCGACGUGCACGAGACGCACCGGAUCGAGGACGGGGUUUGCACUCACAUUAGCCGCCUGCCGCCCAAGAAGCAGGAGCUAUUGAAACAGUUCGGUAUACAGAGUAGUAGCCAGCAAUGUCUGAGCAAUUAUGAAAAGUACAUACUCAUCGAAAACUUCAUCAAGUUUUGCAAUGAAUAUCAGAUAUCCGAUCAUCGACCCUUUUUGGACUUCCACGAGAGCGCUUUAUCCAAAUGUGAACAACUUAAAUUUGUACGAUAUCUGGGCCAGGGGCUAUCCAAUCUGACGCUAAACAAAAUCUAUGUGGCCUUCAAGGAGCUGCUGGGAAAUGGGAGGCCCGAAAAAGCUAGCAUGGAGGGCUAUAAUCUAGACACUUUGUUGAAGAAGAAGCGGAAAAAUCUAUAUAACCGUAUGCAUGCCGCUGCCCCCAGCAUUGAUUUAACUUCCUAUGAGUCGACCCAGCAUAAUUCCCAAGCACACCUGGCCACGCCACGCCCCCAUCACGCCUUCGCCGCCCUAAACUCGGCGACGCAGCGUAGCGAAGUAUGCAACGAAUUGACGCACACGGGCCUGCAAUACAGUUACGCCGGACCCCGGUAAAAACUGGCUUUACCAUUAGCCCCAUCUAAAAUCUGCAAUCCUGGAAACAGAUCAGCCGAGAACCCUUAUAUACAUACAUAUACAUAUACUUCUUCCUGGAACUGGACCAGUAACUGUUGUGUCUUCGAAACAUAAAAAGAAAGUAAUUUAAUCGCCGCGAGCGAAAUCAUUGAAAACUAAGUGCUAAAUUCAAAAGGGGGACAAUCCGAGGUUCCCAGAUGAAAAAUACCAGACACUAGUAAAAUUAGCCUAAAUGUUAACAAAAUUUAACUUAAAUCGAAUGAAAUUCAAUUAAGCCAACCAGAAAUCAACACGCAACAGGCAGGAGAAAUAUUAGUUUAAGCCAAAAACAGAUAUUUAUACGCAAAAGGUAACCCCAUAUACAACAUACAUAUACAUAUUACGAAUAUAUAUACACAUAAAUAUAUUUCUGUAGUUGCCAUAGCGCUUAGGGUGCAGCACACUUCCACAUGGCCAAAUCCUGGCCAGGACUAUACAAACAUAUUAGCUUCGGUUUCCUUCCAGUCAUUAUCCCGAAAGCCCCCAAAAAGCCGCAUUAGUAGUAGCCUUUAGUUCAUAAGCGACAACACCAAAAUUGAGAAAUCUAAAUCAAAGACCUCCCAAUGAAAGUUCCCUAAAUACGCAUACUAAGUAACUUGUAGAGCCUAGUUGUUAAGACGAGAGACAAAUUUUUAGCAUAGAACUGGCGAGCGGCACACGACGAUUAACAAACUAAAUAUUCCUAUAUACAAUAUACAUAUUAUAUACAACAAGCAGCAUCAAAUUCAAAGUGAAUAUACGCAAAAAUCAAAUGCAAAGAGGCAGAAAUACAACCAAAAAACAUAGCAAUUGUAAAUGAUAUAUACCAAAUAUAUUCUAUACGAGCAAAGGCAAAAAACAA
Molecule: messenger RNA, 5703 nt
Organism: Drosophila elegans
Lineage: Eukaryota; Metazoa; Arthropoda; Insecta; Diptera; Drosophilidae
Exons: 7
Coding region: 2298-4802 (834 amino acids)
Biological process (GO): signal transduction
Source: RefSeq, a predicted model, not a curated record